AGAGAGAGAGAGGGGGGAAGAAAAGUUGGCUUUUCUGUACCAUUUGGAGUGCAGAGAGAUCACCAACGAGUAAAGAACGAAGUCGGUUUCGCCAUUAAUGGGCUGUUUUGGCCGAAGUGGGGGUGGGGGGAGAUAGAGAGAGAAGAAGAGACCUGAAAAGGGAGGCUAGCUCGGAUUUUGAUGGCAAGCAACGGGAGCUCCAGCUUAGGGCGGCAGCAACAGCAGCAGCAACAUAUCUCCUUUGCCAUGAUUCAUCCUUCACCUUCUUCUUCCUCCUCCAUUCAUGCGAGCUUCAUUAGAAACAAGGAGUCUGGAUCUUAUGACUUGGGAGAGCUGGAUCAGGCUCUAUUCAUGUUCUUAGAUGGGCAGGAUCGCUCAACCUCAGCUCAAGAACAAAAACAUACGUUGAACAUUUUCCCUUCUCGGCCCAUGCAUGUAGAUCCAAGGACAAAGGGUGGAAUCAGCUCGGCUUCUCCAGCAAGUAGUGGUGGUUCUAAGCCGUCGGAACAAGCCAUGGAUUUGGGCAACGCUGAGAGUUAUCUCCCAGCUUUGCCUGAGCAUGGCGAGGAUACCAAAGCAGCCAUCCUCAAGAAAGAAGGGAACAGAAAGGGCAUAUCUGGUUCAGAUCAUCGAAGGCUCAAGACACCGGACCCUAAGACAUCGAGAAGGCUUGCUCAGAACAGGGAAGCAGCCAGGAAAAGCAGGCUUAGGAAAAAGGCUUAUAUACAACAAUUAGAGAGCAGCAGGAUUAAGCUUUCUCAGCUUGAACAAGAGCUUCAAAAGGCAAGAGCACAGGGUAUAUUAUUUGGUGGUGGAGCAGCUCUUGUGGACGCAGGUGUCGGUGGGUUCAACUCAGAUGAGGCCACGUUCGACAUGGAGUACGCGAGGUGGGUGGAGGAGCACCACAGGCUCAUGUGCGAGCUCCGCAGAGCGGUGCAAGAACAGUCGCCGGAGACCGAGCUGCGGAUGUUGGUGGACAUCUGCCUCGCGCAUUAUGAUCAGAUGAUGCAUCUCAAGGGUGCGGUCAUCAAGUCGGACGUCUUCCACCUCAUCUCCGGCAUGUGGAUGACCCCUGCCGAGCGCUGCUUCAUGUGGAUGGGUGGCUUCCGCCCCUCCGAGCUCAUUAAGAUGCUUUUGAGACACAUCGAGCCAUUGACAGAGCAGCAGAUAUUGGGAGUGUGUGGAAUGCAGCAGUCGACGCAGGAGACCGAGGAAGCACUGAGCCAAGGGCUCGAAGCCCUCAACAAAUCUCUCUCGGACACCAUUGCCUCCGACGAACUGAGCUACACAUCCAACAUGGCCAACUACAUGGGGCAGAUGACCGUCGCCAUGAACAAGCUCACCACCUUAGAAAGCUUCGUCCGAGAAGCAGAUCAUCUGAGGCAGCAAGCACUUCACCGGCUUUACCAGAUCUUGACGACGCGGCAGAUGGCGCGAUGCUUGUUAGCCAUUGCCGAGUACUUUCACCGGCUCCGUUCACUGAGCUCCCUUUGGCUCUCUCGACCGAGACUUCAGUGAUCGAACGCAACCAGGCAUUGCAUGCAUGCAGAUGAAGACGAGAGUGGCCUCAAAUGUGUAUUACUUAUUUGUGUACGACUACCGUCUCUUAGCACUGAAAGAGUUGAGGGAUGAUGUGAUUUAUCCGGAACUCAUCUCGAGAUGUAUACACAAACAAUGACUCCAUGCAUAAACACGCUGUUUAAGGAAA
This is a messenger RNA of Musa acuminata subsp. malaccensis (wild Malaysian banana), 1708 nucleotides long. Its product is annotated as bZIP transcription factor TGA10. The record is from RefSeq and is a predicted model, not a curated record. Gene Ontology annotation, biological process: regulation of DNA-templated transcription; DNA-templated transcription. Gene Ontology annotation, molecular function: DNA-binding transcription factor activity; sequence-specific DNA binding. Lineage: Eukaryota; Viridiplantae; Streptophyta; Magnoliopsida; Zingiberales; Musaceae.